AUGUUUUCACUUGAACCUAAUUAUGACUGUGUAAUAUUUCUUUGCCUGGUGUGCAUAGGAUCGAUCCUGGCGGCGCCCGACUCUCACAUCAUAGGGGGUUCCGAUGCUGACAUCGCCGACUACCCGUACCAGUGUUCUCUGCGUUACUCCGGCUCCCACACGUGUGGGUGUGUCAUCCUCUCCGCCAGCAAGAUCCUCACCGCAGCCCACUGCGUCGACGGACGGACUAUUUCGAGUUUUUCUGUAAUAGUUGGACAAACGGAUCGUACAGUGGGGCAACAAAUACCGAUUACAAGUGCUGUUAUGCAUCCAAACUACAACAACGGCGAUUACACAUUCUACAACGACGUAGCCACAGCCACGUUGUCAGCGUCUGUGGAUCUGAAUAACCCAAACAUUCAGGUGGCAGACCUCGCAAAGCCCGCAGAUGGGGACUUCGCAGGAGUUGAAUGUACCCUAACAGGGUGGGGAAGAACUAGCAGUUCGAACACUCUACCGGAGACAUUACAACAGACGCAGAUGCCCGCUUUAGUAAGCAGUUCCUGCGAGAAUUCUAUGAAUGCUAUUGGUGGAAAGAUCGGCCCAGGUCACAUUUGCUUCAGUAGUUCCGACACUGGUGCAUGCAAUGGCGACUCUGGUGGUCCAGCCAGAUGCAACAACAAGGUUUCCGGGAUAGCGUCCUGGGUUGUGUCGUCAGGCGGAAACUGCAUGGUCUCCUACCCGAGCGUUUACGCGAGAGUCAGCGAAUACUACGACUGGAUCACCGCGUAAAAACAACGUGCCUGGGGUGUUGAUGGUGGUGGUGGAGGACGGUUAUCAAAUGGUUGGAUCCAGUCAGAAUUUAAUUGGCAAUACUUCCACUAUCUUUAGGACUUCCAAAAAUACUUGCAAUUCCUUCCUCUGUGACUUCGGUCUAUUAACACCGAAAUCUGAAGUGAACUUAUUAGAUCGUUUAGGAAACUGUCACACCUUGAACUUAGACACUACAAUAUAAAUAUACAGCGUAACAUAACAUAAAUCGAACCAAAUUAAUUUUAAAGUAAUUCUGAUAAUGUCUAGGUCGAAAUCUAAACGAAAAGCUGUAGUCAUAGGGCACUCAUAGGCGUCUACGAUACCGUUUCUUGCUAAAAUGAUACAUCAUAGUCUCCAUAGACCACAAAAAAUCACGUUCGUAAACAAUCGCUUUUUUAAAAUCUUACAAACCAUUAUCGAAAUUUUCGCAUACAGAAUGAAACUAAAAUAAUCAAUUACUGUAAAUAGUGACGAAAAGAAACGUAAGUAAACGAGUACUGUUAUCGGAACUAAAGCAUUUUAUUGAUAUUCAUGAUGCUUGCGAUCGUGACUGUUAAGGAUUAUUUGACAAUUCUGUAUUAUUGUUCAUUGUAAGGAAUUAUUUGAUUGGAUCCAACAAUUUGUUACUAGUUGUGGUGCCACUAAUCCAAUAAAGUAUAUACACCA
Molecule: messenger RNA, 1458 nt
Organism: Gigantopelta aegis
Lineage: Eukaryota; Metazoa; Mollusca; Gastropoda; Neomphalida; Peltospiridae
Product: fibrinolytic enzyme, isozyme C-like
Exons: 5
Coding region: 1-771 (256 amino acids)
Biological process (GO): proteolysis
Molecular function (GO): serine-type endopeptidase activity
Source: RefSeq, a predicted model, not a curated record